AGAAGCAGCUGCUUGCAGACAUGCAGGAAAACGCCUUAAUUCGCAGUAUUGAGGAGGAAUACAGGAAAGCCUUUUUAUACAUCAAUAAAGGUUUGAACGCAGAUGAAAAUGGUUACAAGGAAGACGCACGGAACUUUUACAGACAAGGACAGGAGCAUUUGCUUAGAGGGCUGGGUGUUUCCUUACAGUCACCCGAGUACAUUGGGCCAGCUUGGGAUUCUGCCCGACAGAUGCAAGUGAAGAUGCAGGAAACACUGGAGAAUGUGAACACCAGACUGAACAUCUUAAAACAGGGCAUGAUGGGGCGUGUUCCAGAACCCCGUGCAGCAUUAGCUCCUCAAUACCCAUCACUGCCAGCAGCACAGAAGGAAAGGCCUGGAAGACCACCACUGCCAACAAUGCCUCCAUUCCCUGCAGAGCCAGUAAGCGGCAUCGCCUGUGUACCAACAAACAACCCGACACCAUUGAAUCCCUUCACAGAGGGUGCAGUUGCACCACCAGCAUACACCCCUCAGGCCACAGAUGGACAUUACUGCGUCUCCUAUGGCACAGACUCUGGUGAACACUCAAUAGUAGGAGAUGAUUUCUAUUCAAUGACCGCACAGCCGCCUCCGGUGCAGAGUCUGGGAGUGGACGCAGAGGAACUCGUACUUAUUCCAAGAGGGGUUCAGAUCUUCUUUGUGACACCAGAUGGAGACGUGAGUGCCCCCUCCUAUCCAGGCUAUCUCCGCAUUAUUAAGUUCAUGGACACCAGCAGUGAAAUGGCUCAGACCCGGCCUCCAGCUUUCCUACAGGUGUGUGAUUGGCUGUACCCUCUCAUGUGCACUCAGUCCCCUGUACUCCGCUCUAACGUGGGGGUCUACAUGUUCCCAGACCUGAUGUCCCAGGCCCCAGGGUCCUACGUAGGGGUGGUACUCUCUGCCGAGCUGCCUGCUGCUGACCUGGAGCUGUUUGAAGAUCUUCUGAAACAAAUGUCAGACCUGAGAAUCCAGCCCAGUGAAGCAUUGGGAGAGGUCAUAGACUUGAGUCAGACUGUACAUGUUACUAUACCUGAGGCUGAACCUGAACCAAAGGAGAAAGAUGACUUGCCACCAUGGAGUGAGAAAGUUGCCCAUGGAAUUCUGCAAGGGGCCUCUUGGCUGAACUGGGGCCUGGUGAAAGGAGCAGAGCUGACAGAAAAGGCCAUUCACAAGGGUGCUACAAAAUUAAGAGAGCAUAUCCAGCCUGAGGACAGACCUAUGGAAGUCAACCCCACAGUGGCCAAGGGACUUCACGUGGCAAAGCAAGCCACUGGCGGCGCAGUGAAAGUCAGCCAGUUCCUAGUGGAUGGCGUCUGUGCCAUUGCGAGCUGUGUCGGCAGGGAACUUGGGCCACAUGUGAAGAAACAUGGCAGCAAGUUAAUUCCAGAAUCUCUGAAGAAAGACAAGGAUGGGAAGUCUCCAUUGGAUGGCGCUAUGGUGGUAGCAGCUAGUGGUGUGCAAGGAUUUGCAACUGUCUGGCAGGGCCUGGAGUAUGCUGGGAAGAACGUCGCUAAGAGUGUGGCCACAGAGACUGUGCAUACCGUGAAAUACAAGUAUGGAAAGGAGGCCGGGUACGCGACUCACGAUGCCGUCAAUUCUGCGAUCAACGUCGGAGUAACUGCAUUUAAUAUUGACCACCUGGGUAUAAAAGCCAUUGUGAAAAAAACUGCAAAAGAAACCAGCCAUGCGAUUCUGGAUGAAUACAAACUGAGCGAGAAACAAACUAAGAAGGGGGAGCCUCACUGAACCACUGCCAGCCUUCUACCCAUUGCCUUACAGGAAACGCUACUUCUCCCCUCAUUUACCAUAACCCUUCCAACAGCUUACAAAACCACUAUUCUAA
Messenger RNA from Nanorana parkeri, 1863 nucleotides. RefSeq names its product spastic paraplegia 20 (Troyer syndrome) (gene SPART). The coding region runs from base 21 to 1766 and encodes 581 amino acids. Lineage: Eukaryota; Metazoa; Chordata; Amphibia; Anura; Dicroglossidae. Gene Ontology annotation, biological process: negative regulation of BMP signaling pathway; cell division. Gene Ontology annotation, cellular component: plasma membrane. The transcript is spliced from 7 exons. The record is from RefSeq and is a predicted model, not a curated record.